Clarias gariepinus (North African catfish) is the source of this 1370-nucleotide messenger RNA. RefSeq names its product P2Y purinoceptor 3. Gene Ontology annotation, molecular function: oxysterol binding; G protein-coupled receptor activity. NCBI's taxonomy places the organism in Eukaryota, Metazoa, Chordata, Actinopteri, Siluriformes, Clariidae. Gene Ontology annotation, biological process: G protein-coupled receptor signaling pathway. The coding region runs from base 53 to 1339 and encodes 428 amino acids. Gene Ontology annotation, cellular component: membrane. The record is from RefSeq and is a predicted model, not a curated record. The transcript has a single exon.
UGAUGAUGAUAAAGGAUCACUUCCUUAAUACAAGUUUCAGAAAAAAACAGCAAUGGUGACACAGACUCCUACAGGCCUGUCCGAAACAGACCAAGAAGGUGACACACUUUCCCACUUUUUAGCAAAUUCCUCUGCUGCUGCCUCCUGCAUCAAUGAUGAGUCCUACAAGUACAUAUUUCUUCCAAUCUGUUACUGCUUCACAUUUGUCUUUAGCAUCAGCCUAAAUUUUGUGGUGCUCUAUCGCUCUUUUCGCCGCACCAAGCAAUGGAAUGUGUCCCUAAUUUAUAUGGUGAACUUGGCUACAACUGACUUUAUGUAUGGCCUCUCCCUGCCAUUCCUAGUGGCCAGUUAUAUCAUGCAUGACAACUGGGUAUUUGGAGAUUUCAUGUGUCGCUUGGUCCGCUUCCUAUUCUACUUUAACCUGUAUUGUAGCAUAUUUUUCCUCACCUGCAUCUCUAUGCAUCGCUACUUGGGUAUCUGUCAUCCAAUGAGGACCAUCACUCUAGAGACGAAGCGAGCUGUAAAAGGCACCUGCAUUUUUGUAUGGCUUGCUGUCUUUGCCCUCACAUGCCCAAUUUUCAGAUUCGCACAAACAGAGCUUCUUCCUCGUCGAAAAGAUGGUGGCGCAUUAGAGGUACAUAAAGUGAAUGGUGACACACACAAAUACAACACAAGUUCAGGCACUGAAAUGUUCCAUAACUGCUGGGAUGAUGCUAUUGAUAAGGAGUUUCAGGAUUAUGUUCCUUAUGGAAUCACCCUACAUCUCUUGGGGUUUUUUGUACCAUUUAGCAUCAUUGCUUGGUGCUACUCACGUGUGGUUAUGACUAUAUUUCAAACACUGCACUCUCAACAUCCUGAUAAUGGACCAAGGACUAGACAGGGAAGCAAGGCAGGGACAGGAGGAGAAGGCAUGUGCAUUAUUCUCGGUGCGCAUUCACCUUACAUAAACAGGCGUCGUAAGUCCAUCAAAACCAUAAUAACCAUUACUCUCCUCUUUGCCCUGUGCUUCUUCCCCUUUCACGUAACCCGUACUAUUUUUUUGGUGCUGAAAGUGACCAGCAGGGUGCAGUGCCAUACGAUGAGGAUGGUCUCUAUUUGUUACAAAAUUACUCGGCCACUAGCUUCCUUUAAUGCCUGGCUUAAUGCUUUGCUCUAUUUCCUCACAAAAGAAAAAAGUGGACUCUGCUGCAACAAAUCACCACCUUCCCAACGUGGGCGUUUUUGGCCUUUAAGGAUGCUGGGAAAAGGAGGGAAUGAGGAGGAAGAAGCUGAAAAAGCAGUGAAUCACAAAAACAAUGACUUUAAGACAGAACAUAACAUAUUUCCAGAUGUACCUUAAGAUAAUAUAUAAAAAAUAUGUAAAAUGUGUU